Molecule: messenger RNA, 393 nt
Organism: Arachis stenosperma
Lineage: Eukaryota; Viridiplantae; Streptophyta; Magnoliopsida; Fabales; Fabaceae
Product: EG45-like domain containing protein
Exons: 3
Coding region: 1-393 (130 amino acids)
Source: RefSeq, a predicted model, not a curated record
AUGAUGAGGUAUUUUCAGCUUGCACUUUUGUCAACACUAUUGUUCAUAAAAUUAAGCCUAAUUCUUGGAGAUGUUGGGACUGCUACUUCUUAUGGACCUCCAUAUAUACCGACUGCGUGUGAUGGAAAUAGAAGAGAGCAAUUUCCAGCGGGGAAUAUGUUUGUAGCUGUGAAUGAAGGAUUGUGGGACAAUGGUGCUGCAUGUGGAAGGCGUUACAAAAUAAGGUGUCUGAGUGGAGACAAUAGACCCUGCAAAGGUGACAUAAUUGAAGUUAAGGUUGUUGAUUUGUGUCAUCGAACUCCCUGUCCCACCAUGCUUUUGUCAACUAUUGCCUUCUCAGCCAUCUCUCGCUUCUCCAAUGCCAAAAUCAACAUUGAAUAUGCCGAGAUUUGA